Lindgomyces ingoldianus is the source of this 165-nucleotide messenger RNA. RefSeq lists its product as uncharacterized. Lineage: Eukaryota; Fungi; Ascomycota; Dothideomycetes; Pleosporales; Lindgomycetaceae. The annotation marks the transcript as partial. The record is from RefSeq and is a predicted model, not a curated record. Gene Ontology annotation, cellular component: mitochondrion; ribosome. Gene Ontology annotation, molecular function: structural constituent of ribosome. The transcript has 2 exons. Gene Ontology annotation, biological process: translation.
GCGAAAUCCCGCACUAUUAUGGUGCGUCUCAUAUCAAUGGCCAUGACAGGCUACUACAGGACGUUGAUGAGACCGCGCGCGCAUCGCCCGUUGAGUAUGCUGAAGUAUGAUCCGAUCGUCCGGAAACAGGUUCUUUUCCUCGAGGCAAAACGCGGGAAGAAAUAA